AUGUAUACCCCUCCUCCGCAAGGCGGAUUUUUCCCUUCCUCCCUCCCUUCUCCUGCUCCGUCGUCCGCGCUGUCGUCAGCCACGAUCUCCCAUUCGUUGCCUCAACAAAGGCACCAUCCUCUUAAGCCCGGAUCAUCGAAGGAGACAGCGGUGAUCAAUUACGUGGAUAGUCACAUACUAGCGAUCAACCGGCGACAUGCGAAGAAGUUCAGCAGUUCCUUUUCAGGCGAGAAGGAUGAGGACAGAGGAUACGAACGAUUCAGAGAAGUAGCGAAAGAUAUCGAAGGCAUUGCAGAUGUUCUAUGGGUGAGCGGGACUCCAUCCCUACAGACGCCGUAUCUCAUCUCCAUAGCGGGCCUUUUAAACACGUAUCUUCCAGACUACCCUUUCUCACCCAGGUCUACGUUCCGACUGGUAAGGAAGCUUGACGCGAUGUUUGCUUCUUUGCUACAAGGCGAGGAUAUUGAAACAGGGCAGCCCCUUCCGGGGUUUGAGAACAGGAGGAAUCAGGUCUCCAUGACGGAGAAAGUACGAAUAAAGAGUAUCGCAGAGAGCACGCGCAUCACGGUGCUAGAUACGCAGGAUCAGGGAAGUCCGUUGGAGUUUGAUAUUGAGGAUGAAGAUGGCGAUGGAAAUGAGGCUAGGGAUGAUGAUGGUGAUUUUGGCACCGGCGAAUUCGUCGCUGAUUCGGGUCCAGGUAGAUGGGAGAUGGAGUCCGCAAAAGUCUAUGAGAGGACUAUACAGCUGCUGGGAGACGAGCUUGGGAAGCAGGGAGGGUUCUAA
Molecule: messenger RNA, 783 nt
Organism: Coccidioides posadasii C735 delta SOWgp
Lineage: Eukaryota; Fungi; Ascomycota; Eurotiomycetes; Onygenales; Onygenaceae
Cellular component (GO): transcription factor TFIIH holo complex
Source: RefSeq, a predicted model, not a curated record